AAAAGGUAAAGAUUUUGACUGAUUUUGACAAGACGGGGUGCUUGGAAUUGAUUUGCAAAUUUUCCGAAUAUUCAGAAAAAAAUCUGUGAAAUUGCAAAAAAAUCUAAUAAUAAAAUGGGUGGUUAAUAAAGUAUAAAUUACAUUGAAUUCAAAAUGAAGGUGUCCCUCGCCCAGUCGCACCCUGUUUACAAAGAAGGCAGACACCAUCAUGGAGUUACUCCAGGCAGUAUGCAGGAGAAGUGGAACUUAAAACAUGAUACUUCAAUAUUUAUCACAGAUCACACCCAAGCGUCUUCACAUAGGAAAUUUUUGAGGCGAUGGAAUCAACUGUCUCGCCUGCAAAGGUCGAUAGUUUAUGCUGUACUUGUGAUUAUUAUAACUGUAUUAGUAUUGUUAUACUCUUCAAAAUUCAGGGAUGAAAAUGUAAAUAAAAGUGAUAAAGACAAAGUGGAUCCGGAACCUGUGAAAAAUGUGUCUCUAGUCAAAGAACCAAUAGCAGCACCAGCAGCUAUUGUUCAACCCGUGAAAACUAUUAUAAAAAGUGAACACAAUGAAAGGCCUACUUUCACCGGUCCAACUACGGAACGUCAAGUGGCAGUCGUGCAGAGUUUUAAACAUGCUUGGAAAGGUUACAAGGAACAUGCAUGGGGCCACGAUAACUUGAAACCAGUUUCAGGCAUGGCCUCGGACUGGUUCUCUCUUGGUCUGACUAUUGUUGAUGGACUUGACACAGCUUAUAUAAUGGGACUUAAGCAAGAAUUUGAGGAAGGCAAGCAGUGGAUUAUAGAUCAAUUGAUUUUCACAAAGAAUAAGGAUGUAAAUUUCUUUGAAGUUACUAUACGAGUGCUUGGUGCAUUGCUGACCAAUUAUCAUUUUACUCAAGAUGAGAUGUUCCUUGAAAAAGCCAAAGAUUUAGGCGAUCGUUUGAUGGCGGCGUUCUCCUCGCCGUCCGGUAUACCGUAUUCCGACGUGAACCUUGGCACUCGCAUGGCGCACGCGCCUGAGUGGUCCCACUACAGCACCACAGCUGAGGUCACCACUGUUCAGUUAGAGUUCCGAGAGUUGUCCAGGGCAUCGGGCAAUCCUGUGUUUGAGGAUGCGGCGUCAGCAGUGUCCGAGAAGAUCCAUCAGUUGCCAAAAAAGCACGGCUUGGUGCCGAUAUUCAUAAACCCGAACACCGGCCACUUCCUGCCCCACGCCACCAUCACCCUCGGCGCUCGUGGCGACAGCUACUACGAGUACUUACUCAAGCAGUGGCUACAGACCGGGAAGACCAUCAAUUAUUUGUUGGACGACUACAUGACUGCGAUAGAGGGCGUUCGCGAAUUUCUUGCUAAGCGGUCGUCGCCUAAUAAACACUUGUUUAUUGGCGAGCUAUCGGCCGGGUCAGAGUCAUUCAAUCCAAAGAUGGACCACCUGACGUGUUUUUUACCAGGCACGCUGGCGCUGGGCCACGCUAACGGCCUGCCCGACUGGCACAUGAAGAUGGCGGAGGAACUCCUCUACACCUGCUACCUGACGUACGCGGCGCAUCCCAGCUUCCUGGCUCCGGAGAUAACACAUUUCAACCUGGCGAGUGCUACUGACGAUAUGUAUACGAAAACGGCUGACUCCCACAACUUACUGCGUCCUGAGUUCGUCGAGAGUCUUUGGUAUAUGUACCAGAUUACUGGAAACACCACAUUCCAGGAUUGGGGAUGGCAAAUUUUCCAGAGCUUAGAAAAAUAUGCGAAGGUGCCCAACGGUUACACAUCGCUGGCCAACGUGAAAUCCGAGAAACCUUUACAGCGAGACAUGAUGGAGACCUUCUUCCUUUCUGAAACGCUUAAAUACCUGUACUUACUAUUUAGCGACGACAGGUACAUAAUUGACUUAAAUAAGUACGUCAUCAACUCUGAAGCACAUCCUCUGCCAAUACACAAAAAUUAGAUGACUGAAAUGACUGAACUAUGUUUUAAACUAUACCUAUUGGUGUGUAGUGUGUGCAAUUUAAUCUUUCGACUGCGUGACGUAGUGCCUUCGUCACCACAGACUAGAUAUGUUAAGCCUAAGCUAAUGGCUUCACUUGAUGUUUGUAUUUGUUCUAGUUGAACUUUGACUUUGACUUCAGUCAAUACAUAAUAUUAUUAAUUUGACAUUGAUGAAAUACCAAUUAAAAACCCUCGAACUUAACAAUCAAUUCAAUCUGGCUUAAUUAUAUUGGCCAUACUGAGGCAUACGCUACGUCUAUUUAGUCGUACUACGACAAUUUAUUUUCAAGUGAAACAAAUUUUAAUCUAAGUGGCAAGAGCCUUGGGAAUACAUUAAGUAGUGGUAACUAUUGUACUUAGUACAAUUAAUGUACGUUAUGUGAAGUCCGUUUUAGCUUUGUAUUGCAUUUUCGUACUGGUAUUUCAGAUCUUAUUUAUUUACAAAUCAAAAGUUAAAACUUUUGGUCUGGUUUUUACUUAAUUUUAAAUAUUUUAUAGAAACAGCUAGUUGUCAUAUCUGUUGUUCCUUCAAAUGUAAUCAAUAAAUUAGUAGGAAACAAUCAGUAUUUAUGGUCCACCCACAGUAACUUCUCUUGAUGACUCCGUAAUAUAAUUAUUCGUUUGAAAGGUUUAAUGCGUACCUGUGCGUAGUGCGUAAUUGAGUUACUUAAAUAUGUUAUAAUUUAUUACCACAAAUAAUUUUAGUGAACGGCCAAAUCGUUUAAUGGAUUCAGUAUGUUUUCUAAUUUAAUGUAAAGAUUGCGAUACAAGGACGAUAAAAUUAUACAUUUUUAAGCAUAUUGCUAGUGUAAAUAUAAAAUGAUUAAUUUAAAUCUGUAUACGAAGGUGAUGCCUCGCCAUUUUGUAUUAAAUUAUUCGUUCCAAAGAGCGAGCCAUAUCUCUUUUUAAGAAAAACCUACUUUUGAGACUUAUUUAGUCUCGUAAAAAUAUUCAUAUUGAUUUAUUUGCGAUAUUAUUGACGAGCGGAAUAAAGUAUAAACCAAUAUACUUAUUUUAAUAAUACAAUUUUAUUUGUGUUCGUAAUCGUGUAGCAUAAAAAACUGACUUGUUAUACAUCUUUGUUUUUGAUAAUCCUAGUCUAUGGUUUUACUUAUGGAGAGGAUAUCAAAAUUGUUGUUUAUAGUUUUAAGUAGAUUUUAUCUUUGAUGAAAAUACUUACAUUUUGUUUAUGUAAAGUAAAUAAGAUUUCGUCCACUUGUUUACUGGAGCUGUAGUUAAAUUUAGUAAAAUGUACUUUAAAAUAACUAUGUUUUUAUUGAUAUAAUGAAGGAGUUAUUUUUAUCUUAAAAAUCUGAGGUGGAAUUGUGUAAAGCAAUC
Molecule: messenger RNA, 3308 nt
Organism: Ostrinia furnacalis (Asian corn borer)
Lineage: Eukaryota; Metazoa; Arthropoda; Insecta; Lepidoptera; Crambidae
Gene: alpha-Man-Ib
Product: alpha-Mannosidase class I b
Exons: 12
Coding region: 154-1929 (591 amino acids)
Biological process (GO): carbohydrate metabolic process; mannose trimming involved in glycoprotein ERAD pathway
Cellular component (GO): endoplasmic reticulum; membrane
Molecular function (GO): calcium ion binding; mannosyl-oligosaccharide 1,2-alpha-mannosidase activity
Source: RefSeq, a predicted model, not a curated record